AUGAGAAAGAUAAUCUAUGAAUUUGAGCAGUGUGACCCAAAGAAGUGCUCUGGGAAGAGGCUUAUAAAGCAGAAUAAGGUUCAACCAAUUAAAAAGAAUAAGAGCUUUGGAGGUGUGGUCCUCUCGCCAGAUGCGGACCAGUCCAUCUCUCCAGCUGAUAGAGAUAUCAUAGAGAGGUUUGGAAUAGGACUAAUAGACUGCUCAUGGGCACAGUUGGAUUCUGUAGAUUUCAAGAGGCUUCCAAGAAAGCAUAACAGGCUUCUUCCGUUCAUGGUUGCUGCUAAUCCGGUGAACUAUGGAAAGCCCUUCAAGCUGAACUGUGCAGAAGCCCUAAGUGCUUCAUUAUAUAUAUGUGGCUUCAAGGAGGAUGCAUACGAAAUACUCGAAGGAUUCAAUUAUGGUAACGAGUUCUACAAACUAAAUGGAGACAUUCUCGAUGAGUAUGCAAAGUGCACAUCAAGCAUAGAAGUAGUGGAGGCACAAAACAGGUUUCUGAAAAGCCAAGCUAGACGGGAAUGA
Messenger RNA from Encephalitozoon romaleae SJ-2008, 519 nucleotides. RefSeq lists its product as hypothetical. Gene Ontology annotation, molecular function: rRNA small subunit aminocarboxypropyltransferase activity. NCBI's taxonomy places the organism in Eukaryota, Fungi, Microsporidia, Unikaryonidae. Gene Ontology annotation, biological process: maturation of SSU-rRNA. The transcript has a single exon. The record is from RefSeq and is a predicted model, not a curated record. The coding region runs from base 1 to 519 and encodes 172 amino acids.